AUGAAGACUGCAAAACCAGUACCAGUACCCUCUGAUCCCUCAUCAAGUCGCAGAGCCCAGCCCGUACGCCAGACCCGAACAAACCCUCCAAGAUCCUCAAUCCCAGGUGCCAGAGCUUUUGGGCCCAGGGGCGACGGUCUGGACGACAAAGGCGUUCAGAUUUUCCCCGCGAUCACACACUUCGCAGAUGCUAUAACGGCUCUCCCCAAGGAGCUUAUGCGACACUUUACAUUACUCAAGGAAGUCGAUGCCAAAAUCUUUGCGCCAGAGGAUGACCUUGGGAAGCUUAUUGACGCCGCCCUCCACGCCCCUCUCUCAGAACGAAGGCAGCCAGAGAGCCAACAUGCUCAUGGUCCAACAUCUACGCCCAUGAGCGCGCAAGGCAGUGUCAAUGGCUCAAUCAUAAAUGGUCAUCCUGCUUCUGUCGCAUCUGUUCCUGAUGCCGACAUCGCGUCGCAGGCCUACGAUCCAGCAAAUAUCCCCCGGAGACAAAUCUUCCAACACUGCGCAUAUACAAUGCAGAAUAUGCUAGUCUCGCUCGACGAAAAGAACCACGUUAUAUCUACAGCUUCCGAAGCCCUCAACAAACAGCUCGCCCGCAUCGACGAGUGCUUUCCCUACAUCGAGCUCGAGGUCAGUGAUGAGGCACGCUUUGGCAGCACUACACAUUGGGCAUAUCCAGAUAAUAGGGUAGUUAAGACUGGGUCCGGUGGCGCAUCAAGGAGGGAAGUUCAAACGGUCAAUCAUUUGACGGCUGCUGGUCAGCAAAUGGCCGAGGAAGCAGCCGCUAGAAGCGAUGCUCGAAAGCAAGCCUUAUUGGCGAAGAAAAGCAAUAAACACCCUCAUGGGGAAUCCGAUUUCGACGAUCAUCACGAUGGCAGACACAAGGAGAAGAAGCUACAUGGGAACAGUAAGAUCCGAAAGGCGGCAGAUGCGUCUCUAGGGGUCGGAUUAGGGAUCACAAACGGAGCCGCGACGAACGGCAAUCCUCAGAAGCGUCGAAAGGUCGAUAAAGGUCCGUCUGGCGGGGUAGUCAUGGAACGAGCCAUGAGCGGGGUAUUUGGUAGCAACGGGGUCGCGACGAAAGGAAAGGCGUCGAGCCCAAGGGAGACUCCAGGGCCCGAAGGACCUAAGAAGAGGCCGAGAGGAGGCGGCGCAGCCAAUGGGCAGACAAGAAAGAGGAACAACACUGUAACCUCUGUCAUGUCCCCUUCGAUAGCCUCCUCGCCCAUUCGAAGUACAUUCCCAGACAUGAAGCGUCCAUCUCCAGCCCCUACAAAUGGCAGACCUGUAACCUCACGAGCAAGGCAGAAUUCGACACAAUCUAUCUUCGAGAACGCCCGACAGCGAGAAUCCUCAACAGCGAAGCAAAAUGGCACUCCAGUAAACACACCAGAUCUCGGGACGGCAGCAACAGUCACUGGACGAAGCAUAUCAGAAGUGAAGGCAACGGUGAGAGAAUCGGCCAACAACUCAAAGGGCGACCACAUUCUUGAGGAUGUGCAAAAAGAGAAGCCCCAGAUAUUCAGCAACGUUGUAGUCGCCAACAAGAAGGAAGCCGGGACGAAACGAGAGGGAUCAGAAACGAACGGGGACUCAAUGCAAGCCAUCCAACAGACAACAGUAACGACCACUAAGAGUGGUCGAGCAAGUAAGCCUUCGACUCCAGCGAUACCACAAUUCCCCGACCCGCCUCCACGUUCACGCUCCUCGCGCAAUGCUCUAGAAGCAACCUCGAAUCAUAACAAGAGGAGUCAUAAGAAAGGCGCUGGAGCGGCGGCGCAGCUCAUUGCGCAGCAGAAUAUCGAGGUGGAUGAUGCUGCCAGUACAGUGCAGGAUGAAGAUGAGGACGAGGAGAUUGGGGCUGAUGAGCCGCUGUAUUGUUAUUGUAAUGGAGUUAGUUAUGGGGAGAUGGUAGCGUGUGAUGCGGAUGAUUGCGAGAAGGAGUGGUUCCAUCUUGAGUGUGUGGGCCUGAAGGUUGCACCUAGGGGUAAUGGACACCUGCUAACGACCCUGCGUGUAGCUAAAUGGUACUGCAACGAUUGCAAAGAAAAGAUGAAAAUGAAAAGGUUUAAUGGCCGGUAA
Molecule: messenger RNA, 2085 nt
Organism: Lachnellula hyalina
Lineage: Eukaryota; Fungi; Ascomycota; Leotiomycetes; Helotiales; Lachnaceae
Gene: PHO23
Product: Transcriptional regulatory protein
Exons: 3
Coding region: 1-2085 (694 amino acids)
Biological process (GO): regulation of DNA-templated transcription
Cellular component (GO): nucleus; Rpd3L-Expanded complex; Rpd3L complex
Source: RefSeq, a predicted model, not a curated record